Messenger RNA from Cylindrotheca closterium, 1272 nucleotides. The record is from the annotation of a GenBank genome assembly. Lineage: Eukaryota; Bacillariophyta; Bacillariophyceae; Bacillariales; Bacillariaceae.
AUGAAAUUUUCUUCGAAAGUCGUUUUGGCAAUCCUUGUCACUUGUGUCUCACACGCCUAUGGUUAUGUCGUGGUUCCAAAUACUGAGUAUCUUGGAGAGGGCUUCUGCAAGGCUACGAAUGGAGGUACACAUGACUUUUCCGUGGCUUAUGGCGGACAAACCGCACUUUCCUGCGAUGAAAUUUGCCGAAGCUACAACGAUCAAGGUGGCUUGAGAGGAUUUGAGUUCAACGAGCAAGGUGGCCAAUGCGUUUGUCGUUACGACGAUGGCACAUCUCCAAAAGACUACCUGGGAAGCUGUCCACCUGCGUUCAGCACCUGCGAUACAACUAACGAGGGUAGCGGUCCUUUGGUUGCACGUGGUGCUCCUUUAUCUGGAGAUGAUCCUGAUGAUUUUGAUUGGGAGUGCUACCAAUAUGAAAUGUUCCCUGCUCCUUUAGUUGUGGCUGAUAAGACCCCACAGCCCCCAACAACGAUCCCAGAUGACUUCCCAGCCCCAGAGGUCACUGGUGACCCUCACUUCCGCACCUUCAAGAACGAGCACUUUGAGUUCCACGGACAGUGCGAUCUUGUCAUGACCAAGGUCCAGAACUUUGCCAACAAGGAAGGCAUCGACCUCGAGAUCCAGCUUCGUACGAGCAUUGUUCGUUACUGGAGUUACGUCAAGACGGCCGCCAUUCGCAUCGGCACUGACAUCCUCGAAGUCGAAGGAUCGGCUGCCAAAGAAGACGGCAUCGACAAGCGUCACUACCACAUCAACUUUGAGCACCUUGGACCUUUGACUCACCUUGGCGGCUACCCAGUCACCAUUAGCCCUCGCAACAACAAGUACACCAUUGACCUUGACAAAGAUUACCCUGGUCUAAAGAUCGAGAUUAAGACCUUCAAGGAGUUUGUGGGUGUCAAGAUCAUUGGUGCCACCGAAGAGUCCUUUGGAAAUGCCAUCGGUAUCAUGGGCGAUUUCAAGACUGGCAAUACCUAUGGCCGUGAUGGAAGUACCGUCUUGCACGAUUUCAACGAGCUUGGCCUCGAGUGGCAAGUCUUGCCAUCCGAUGGCAAGUUGUUCCAUGAGAUCGCCAAACCUCAGUUUCCAGAGUUGUGCUACCUUCCGGAAGAUCCCCGCGGCGAACGUGCUCGUCGCUUGGCCGAGUCGGAUAUCACCGAAGAAGCUGCCGAAGCUGCUUGCGCCAGCCUCAAGGAUGACUUCGAUCGCAAGGGAUGCGUCUAUGAUAUCUUGGCCACUCAAGAUUUGGAUAUGGUCGGGGCCUACUAA